AUGGGGUCCAGCAUUGGCUCAUGUUGCUUGCUGGAAGCAUGCCAUAACUGUGCGCACCACUUUCUGGACAGCAUGUCGUCGCCGUUGGAGAACGAGGACGUCCUAAAGGCCGAUGCUGUUAGCACAGGUUCCAAACCAGCUGUGCUUGUCCUCGGUGGCUCUACAUUUAUGGGACGAGAGACUGUGCAGACACUUUUGGAGCUUCCCACCCGUGUGUGCGUUGUGAAUCGAGGACGCUCGUACUGGGGUACCAGGGACCCUUCUAACGGCCGUGUUGCGCGGCUUACUGCGGAUCGUCGAGAUAAGCGGCACUUUUCAGAGCGCCUGGAUAUGGUUACCACAAGACUGGAAGAGAAGUGGGCGCUCAUAGCAGAUUUUUCGGCUUACGAUGGUGCUGACAUCAGGUGCGCUCUGGAAGGGCUGCAUGGAAGAUUCGACACAUAUGCUUACAUUUCGUCAGAUUCCGUCUAUGAAGUAAGUUCCGCAGCAGGGUCUGGAUGGAUGCUGCAGGCUCGGGCCGUCGACGAGAGUUUUGCUCAAAGACCUGCGGAAGAUACAGUUCGCAAGAAGCUGCGCAAGGCAGAUAGCUAUGGUGACGGCAAGCUGGAGGCAGAGGAAGCAUUGGCCGAAGGACUCGACUCCAGCACGCGAGCCGUUGCACUUCGACUGCCUGACGUCAUAGGUCCUUUCGACGAUACUCUUCGAUUGUGGGCAUAUUGGCAUUGGUUGCGGGCAGGGGCAGACAGCUGUCGGCCUCAAGUUCGCAAACUGCCGGCGAAGCGCGCAAGACUCGAAGCCCAAGCCACGACUCAGAGUUUCGAUGAUCCGCCGCUUGCGUUUGUCUUCAGUCGAGAUGUGGCCCGUUUCCUAGCAGGGUUGGUCGGCAAAAGGCUUCAGAAGCCGUUCGAUGCAGUGAAUGUGGGAAGUGACCUCCAGGUCCCUCUGAGGGAUUUCUUGGGACUUCUCAGCAAGGCCUCGAACCCAGGCCAGACAGGCCAGGCAGACGCCACGGGACCGCUUUUGUUGGAGGAAGUCGACCGGCCCCGCAGCUUUCUUCCAAGCGUGGAGCGACCACUGCCCUUGGAUUUUCGACACUUGAAACAGGCAUACGGCUUCGAUUCCACCGCCCUUCCGGAUGUUCUCAAGACAUGCGCCGACUGGUUCGCUGGCGCAUGCAAGGAGUUCCCAGAAGAAGCAGCUGAAGCAGCGAUGAAACUACCUGCUGCAGCCAGAACUGCAGCAUUGGCAAGGGCAGAGCUGCUCGCACCAAAGAGCCCUGCAAGCUCUUCGAACAGCUCUGACACAAGUUCAAGCUCCUGA
Molecule: messenger RNA, 1320 nt
Organism: Symbiodinium necroappetens
Lineage: Eukaryota; Dinophyceae; Suessiales; Symbiodiniaceae
Source: the annotation of a GenBank genome assembly